Messenger RNA from Xyrichtys novacula (pearly razorfish), 37352 nucleotides. The record is from the annotation of a GenBank genome assembly. Lineage: Eukaryota; Metazoa; Chordata; Actinopteri; Labriformes; Labridae.
GAGAGAGAGACGAAAAUAGAGGGAGAGAGAGAGUGUGUGUGUGAGGGGGAGAGAGAGAGAGAGAGAGAGAGAGAGGGAGGAAAAUAAGAGCCAUCAGUCCCAUCUAUCUGACUCUCAUACUACUGGAUAUUAUUAUUUUUUGGGGGGAUAUCUUUAUUUCUGUCAUCCUGUUUUUUGUUGGUUUUCAGUCACAACUUUGAUUUGCUCAUUUUUUUCCACAUUGGAGACUUCUUGCGCCGUCUACUCUUUCUAAUCCUCUUUCUCCACUCAUUGCUCUGGACUAGACAGAUCUUGCGUUUCAAUCUGCUUUAUUGUUUCACCUCCUUUCAGGACUAAAUUUCUCCAAACUGACGGACCAGACCCGGCCGUGUGCCACCGUUUUACCUCCACAGCUGCGCCUCCAGGAUUGAAUUUUGCUCCCUGAGCGCGUUUAUCUGACGGAACUGAGAGUGUUUAAGGAGACAUAAAGAGGUGACAUCAACUCCUGAGGGCUGAGAGGAUGAAUUGAUCUGUCAACAUGGUGCCAUUUUGGAGAUAAAUCCCCCUUUUUCGUUUUUAUUUACACAUUUCACUUCAUGGGACGGACGGAGAAGAGGGACAUCAGGUGGAGAUCUUGAGCGCAAACAAACGUCACCUGCCCGCGCACCUUUUGACGGCGCGCCUCUCCAUUAGCAUCACUAAUUGGAUUAUUUUGAUCUUGAACUCAUCAGUCUGCAGGCUGCUUUCCUCCACCUCCUCCUCCCCCUAACCUCCCCCCUUCUCCUCCUCUAGAAGUAAUGUCAAGGCCUCUAACUCAGCUUCUACCACCGGAUCUCCCUGCCGGGGCAAAAAGCCCACAAUUCGGGGCCAGCAACUCGGCUGGAAGCGGUCCCCAAGGUGGACACCUGACCUCCAUGACCAACCUGAAGUCUCUGCUCCAGCUGCCAAUCAAGGCCGACCAGAGAGUAACCAAGGACUGCUGCGAGAUGAAAGGUGAGUGUGUGCACGUGUGCCUGUGUGUGUGCAUGUGUGUGUGGAGCAGAGUGAGAGAGAGAGGAACCCUAUAGGCGAGAAACUUCUUAAAGGUGCAGUACACCUCUGCCGAGAGCUCUGCAGGAAUCUGGUGAAGAAAUGCUCAGAUGUUGUUCAACAAUUCACGUUAAAUUCACACUGUUCAACAUAACUAUGAUAGGAGGCUGAAGAGAGGAGAUUAUAUGAGGACUUUAUUGCAGUGCAUCUGUAUUAUUUGCUAUUAAUUACAGGAAGUAUACGGCAGACUUGAACAAUUGUGAAAUCAACCACAUUCAGGAACUGAAACCUGCAAUAGAAAGCAGAUUUUGGGAAGUCUGUUGAUGUUUAUGGUCCUAAUUAGUGUUUACAUUACACUGGCUGCACCAUCCACAUUGUAUUUGUUCCUUUGUUUUCAUUUAGGGUGGUGUAAUAGACCUUUUAAACCUCUGCAGAAGUGGCCUACGGAACAUUUGUUGGAUAUUUAUAUAAUUUCUUCUAUCAAAAUGCAGAAAAAUUAGCUCGAAACAUACGUGGUUUUUAUUAUUAAACAUGAUAUUAAAGCUCCUGUGAGAAGAUAUUAGCUGGUUACAAAUGGACGAACAUGGAGAUUUCUGCUCAUUUAUUUGCAGCAAAAUCAAAUGCAGGCAUUAUCCACAGUAUAUAUGAUUUUUUUGUUUUGUUGUUUUAAUGUCUGAAACUGCUGUAAGGGGGUAGGUGACCGAUGAAAGGAUGCAUUAAACCCCAACUAAACAGACUUUGUUUACACUUUCUGCAGCAAAUUCUCUCCAGACCUGGAAUAUUUAACUAUUAAAAGACAUAUUAGUCCUGUACAAAAUUCCUCACAGGAGCUUUAAAUGAAUAUAUUUGGAUACAGGGGCAGCUUUUAUGAUCAUUUUAUGCCCUUUAAUUUAAGAAAAUAAACAGUAGUGUGAGAGAAAAUCAUAAAAUUCAAUUUUUGGUGCUCUAAUGUGAAAAACAAACGUCCCCACAGACUCAGUAUCAUGGGAAUAUUGCAGUGAGUAUUCACUGAUGUGUGUGUGUGCAUGUGACUGAGUGGGUAGGUGUGAUUGUUAAAGACAGAGGCCCUGCUUAUCCAACACACACUCUCACACUCAUACACUGCUUUCACUUCGGCUCCUUCUGGCGUUCUUCCUCAAAAUUAUUCUAUUAAACUUUUACAUUUGGUGGUGAAGGGAGGAGGGGGAGGGGUGAUGAAGUUAUCUGGUUGUCUUGUGUGUUUAAAUAAAGGUUAGUGAGUGGGUUUCGAUUGUUUCCCAUCCACCAGCUGCCAUGACAAACACCAACCAGGCUGCCUCUUCUUCCUCUCCUUCCUCUCUCUCUCUCUCUUCUUGUGUCUCUCUGUGUGGAUGUCAUGACUCCUAAUCAGCUGCUGUCACACACACACAUCGCUUUUGUCACGCUGAUUAGGACACUGACACUCAAAUUUGAACCCAAACCCAAAGAUAUAAAGCAGUUUUGUCAUUAUGGUUUAAAAAAAUAUGCUCAAAAUGGCAGCAGUGUAGUGAUGUCCCCGUAAAAGCAAACGCCUGUCAAGUGCAAGUCCCCACAAGUGUCUAUAAAACAGGUUAAUUGUGUAAAAUAGGGAAACAAUGCCUUUUAGAGAGCAAUAUUAUCAACAAUGAGUCCUCACAAGUGUAGAUAAAACUGAUCACAUGUACAAAAAAAUGUCCUAAAAUGGCAGCAGUGUAGUGAUGUCCCCGUAAAAGCGAACGCCUGUCAAGUGCGAGUCCCCACAAGUGUAUAUAAAACAGAAUACAUUUGUAAAAUAGGGAGAACAGUGGCUUUUUAAGAGCAACACUGUCAAGAAUGAGUCCUCACAAGUGUAGAUAAAACUGAUCACAUGUGCAGAAAGAGGGGGGGAGAACACAGCCAAAGUGUUCUUGCAGUUUGCUGACCCCUGGUGUCUUCUUAGUGUAACUGCAGCUGCCUUCCCUGCUAUUUUUUUUCCUGUUUCUUUGCAUGAGAGGGAAAAGAUGAUGGUCAGCACUGAUGACAGGCUCUCCAUGGAGGGAGGAAGGAAUCGGCUCAGAGGCCCGGCUGUAGCAUGUUUUCAUAGAUAUAGGUGAUGCAUUCAGGGGUCGAAACAGAAAGAAAGAAAGGUGCCGUGUGUAAUAUUUUUUUUGGCUUCCUCCCCUUCCACAACGCUCAGUCGAUGUUUCACUCCUCCUGCUUUUUUUUCUCCCCUGGCUAGCUUUGUUUGACGCCUUCACAAACACCCACUCCUCCAUCUAGCACCAUCGCUCUCUUCCUCGUUAUUCUCUCUGGCUGUCGUUCUCUCUCUCUCUCUCUCUCCCUCACACGUCCCUGAGUUUUUCCUCUCACUCGCUCCUGUCUUGCUGUCUUCCCUCGGUCCCUCUGCUGAUUUGCAUUUUUCUCAGGCUUUGUUACAGUAUGCACUCUCAUCUUUCUGGCUCUUCUCCUCCCGUCCAGAUUCCCGUCUUUUCCCUUCCUCUUCUUCUUCUGCUCUUAACAAAGGGAUAUCCCCAUUUAUUUUUAAAGUCUUCAGAGCCUGCACGUUGGGAUUUGUACCCAAUAUCCAGAAAAAAACACUGGUCUGCAGUCGUAAGCAUGCACAUUAGACAUUAGGGACCAUUUCAUACCACGAACUGCACACAGAACUGGUUAAGAUGUCUCUACCUCCUCCUCUUGUACAAAAUGGAAGUUAAAAUUACCCCUGUUACAGGCUGGUGUCGCUGCAGAAAUGAUGUCCCGCCCCUUCCACUUUACAAAACACACAGUUAGCUCACAGAUGAACCGUCAAACAUCAGUCAGUUUGGCUCAGUCGGCUGCAGCAGAUUUGCUUCUCAGAUCGGCUUAAAACUCAUUCCUUGGAAAAUUUUGGAAAAUUCAGUAGCUCUAUUGUUGUUGUUUUUCUUGAAGUUCAUCCUUUACUUUCCUAAUCUGGUACACAAAGAGCUGCAGGAGCCAUAUUGACCUAGAGAGCCAUCAGUCAUGGUGUUAUGCUGUAUUCGAGUUACUUCGGAAGUCAGAAUUUCGAGCUGGGAAGGACAUCACACCUGAGUUACCAGAGUUUCAGUUACCAAGUUGGAAGAAAGCAAAAUCGAGAGGCGGAAAUAAAAUGGCUACAUCUUGGAAACUCGAACGCAGCCAUAAACCCGGUUUUUCAAAAUAAACAAAACAUAGCAAGUUGGCAUGAUUAGGAUUACCGUAAUGACAGAAACCAUGUUUGAGAAAAAAAGAGUUGGCGUUUAUUUUGAUUUUGAAGUUUGAUCCAUGUCCCAUCUGUUUGCAUGGAGGAUUCAGGAUUUAUGGCGUGUACUACAACCAGCCAGUAGAGGGCACUCCUGAUGUUUUGGCUGCACUUUUAAGGAGCUAUCACAUUGUCAAUGUUUGUUAAUUCUCUAUGGAAUUGACAAGAUAAACCCAUUAAUUAAGAGGGUGGGGCACUUGAAGAGUCAUUUAAAGGUACAGUGUGUAGUAGUGAGCGACUUGGUAGCAGCUCGAGCUUGCCGCCGUCGCCUCUGUACAAGUGGCGCCAAUUCCACCAAGUGAGCCUCACCAGCGCCAUACUUUUUUGGCUCUUUGACAGGAAGAAUUAUGUUGUGGAUCUGGAGUACAAACAUCGUGUUUGCAGGGUAGUUUGGGGACCAGCAGCCAUAAUGUAAACACUAAGAGAGAUUACAUUGUCUUGAUUUGGACGAAAUAUUACCACGACUUUAAAGGUGUGAAAUCCUUAUGAGAUUAUGUUUAAUCAGUCAGUUCAGUCACACGAGGAAGAUGAGGAUGAUGCUAAGAGAAAGUGAGCGGCAUCAGUAUGAAGGCUCUGACUCUCUGCUUCCUCCCUCCCUCUCUUUCUGUUUUUCUCUCAUCCUUUUUAAUCUAAAUUUCCGGCCUCCCCUCGGCCUCUUUUGCUUGUUCCCUCUGUUAUUACUCCCUCUUGUUGUGUCAGCCCGGUCUAGUCAAAUAUUCUCUUUUAUUCCUGUUUAAUUGAGUUACAUUACUCUCUGCGUCAUUGUUCAAUAUGCACUUUUGGAAACACAACUCUGUAGACCAACAUCAUAAAAGGAUCAGGGCACUGAAUGAUCACUAUUUUCCAUCCAGCGCCUCUAUUUCAUUUGUUUCCUGGAUUACUUUUCAUUUAUUUUUUCCUGCUGAUGGUUUAUUGAUGCCUGGAGUCUGUAUCUAUCUUUCCAUCAGACCCGCUCCCUCCCCCUCCUGAGGGGUCAGAGUGCAAGGUCAAACAUGUCAACUUUAUUUUUAGAUGCCUUUCAAUGAUUGCAACUAAGUGCUGCACAGAACAGAAGCGCUAGACAGGAGCACAAACCUUUGCUGGUGUUUAUCAAACAACGAAGCAGCCCCUGGAGCUGUUUGUUGAUUGUUGACGGUCUUUUGAAAUCAUUUUUAGACAAAGUGGAAAAAAACUGAUGCUAAAAGAGAGGUUUCAUCAGCUUGAUAUCUGCAGGAAUCUCUGACUACUUCUGAUUAAGCUCUGAAACAAUCUUUUCAUUAGAUAUCAGCCCUAAGCCUCGGAUUAUGUAACCAAAUGUCCAUUCUGUGCCUUGCCCAAGGGCUUAAGUAUAUAAAAGUCUCCUGACGCUAAUAAGGGAGUGACUUGUUCUGUUCCUAUUCCCCAGUCAUUAAACAUGACUUAUCACCACAGCCUUUCACAUGUUGAACAGUAGCACAUGGUAACCUUUGGUGUGGGCAUGAUUAAGCAGCAAUUUUUAAGUGCAGUUCCUUGAGUGUCCACUUGAGGCUGACUCCAACAGCCCGGGGAUCCCGAUUAGAGUCCAUGUUAAAAUGCCGGUCUUUACAGUCCAAAUAAAAACAUUUACAGCCUGGUGUAAAAUUGGUUUUGGUCUAAGCAGAUCACUUCUUUGUUGGCUCACACUGUGUAGAGGAUGAUCUCAUCUGUUUUGGAGAUGUCAAGGUGAAGAGUCAAGCAUAGGUUUGCACAAGUAGGGGCUUGGCUGAGUUGAUGGGGGUAGGUGCAAUGUCAUUGCACAAGAGGUUUAAAUUGCACAAAUUCUCGCUCCCUUAGUAGCCACGUUUAUGUGCAAAAUUUCUUGAUCCAAUUAAAGAUUUGAGGGAUCGGAUAAUCUGAAUCUGUUGUUUAUAUGGGUGCAAAAUCAAAUAACCCGAUCAUGACAUGCGUAUACAUGCUCCGAGCUUUAUUCAGGUUAGAGGCAUUUGGACAUGCGCAGAGUUGUCUGAUUUCGCUAAAACAACCACAGAAGAAGAGUCGUCUGUGCUGUCAACAAAUCAACAAACGCGGUAGUGGCUCACUCCAUCCAAUUCAGGAGUUUUUCCUCUGUUAAAUGUUGUCACUAGGUGGCGCCCUUGCUUACUUUCUUUACUGUUAUGUCAAAGAUUGCACUGUGUGUGCAAAUGUGACAUCAUUACGCUGUAUGUACGCCUUGUUAUGUUAGCGACACGGCACCUGUGGUUGUGUUUUAUGCCAGAAUGUUCAUAAUAAAACCUCCUGUACUGACCUCAAUAAAUAAGCCAAAGGCUAAAGAGUUAAGACCGAGUCAGGUAAGAUAGUCAUGAUCAGAAUAAGUGUUUACAUGGACACGUUUCCGAAUAGCGAUCGGCAUAAACCAACCGUCUUGAUUGGAAUACAAUUUUCUUUCAAUUGGGCCGAAUUGGAUCAGAAUCUUUCGAUCGAGAUGUUUACAUGACGCAUUUAUAUUCCGAUCAGGCAUUUAUUCCGAUUAUUUGUGCCCAUGUAAAUGCGGCUUGUGACCUGAUCUUGGGGAAGCAGAGGAAAAUGGAUGCAUAGGUGUCAUCUGUCCAUCCACUUAGCCAGCCAGUCCCCUUAUCCCAAUCAGGGUCCCAGCUAUUUGAGAGUCAAUCAGAGAUAACACAUACAAACAAACACCAGACACACUCUCACCAAAGGGCCAUAAAGAGUCAGCAGUUAACCUGGUUAACAUGUCUUAGGACCGUGGGUGGAAGCUGGAGUACCCAGUGGCAAACCAUGUGGACUCCACACAGACAAGCCCCAGUCCAGUCAGAGAGGAUGUGAGGAUCCAUGGGUCCAUUGUCAUGACAUCAAUGCUUUCCUUUGUGUUGACAUAUGUAAGGAUGUAAGGGAUGCACAUUAUGCACCACACAUAUGUGGAUGUCUCUGUUAGAGAUUCAGACUUGGAGCCAUUUGACCUCCAGAAACAUCAUAAAUCACAUGAACUCUGCUGAGUUAUCGAUUUGCCUCCAAACUUUGCCUUCAAACUUUGAUGUUUCAUGUGCUGGAAACAUUUUGCAGCGAGGACACAAAGUCGUUAGCUUGAGAAAUACUUUGCAUUGAGUUUCACUCAAACGUCAAUAAAUCAUUAGCACAUUAGUAUGAGGACAGUUUAAUUACAGUAAACAAAUGAGACCAGUGUGAAUGAGAUUAUCAGCCUCUCUCUCGGUUGUCACAGCUGGAUUGUCAAAGUGGGUUUCUGCUUCAUAAAGGAAACACAACUAACUUUCUUUAGUAUAAUCUAACAAACCUCUGGUCCUUCCUCCACAGACAAAGACAAGCCCCUAGACUCUGAUGAGGACUCGAUGGGUGUGAAUGGGGGGCCUGGUGGGAUGGGAGGAGCCCCUGGCUCUUUGCGUUCCAACUCCCAGUCGGCCUUCCUGGGCCCGCUGCUGUGGGAGCGUACCCUGCCGUGUGAUGGCGGCCUGUUCCAGCUGCAGUACAUGGACCUGGAGGAGUUCCUGACCGAAAAUGGGAUGGGGAUGCACAGCAAUGGACCCAGCUCCACCAGUGCCCAGAUCCCAUCCCAGGUAAGACCGACAAGAAACCCAAAAUCCAAACCUAACUCCACGUGACAUUCAGUUUGUGUGUAACUUGGUGAGUUGUCUCAUGUCAUGAAAAACCUCUGAACAAACGAAGCGACUGACGGUUUUUCUUCCUCUCUCAGAGUCCUCAGUCAGCUGUUCCCAACCAGAGCUCCCAGUGCCCGCCAUCCUCUCCUCCACCCUGCUCUUCAUCUUCCUCUUCCAUGUCCUCUUCAUCCUCUUCUUCUUCACUGCUUGGAUUGGAGACUGUCCAACCGCAACCACCGCCACCACCACAACAACAGCAGCAAGGCAUGAUGGGAGGACCCGAGUGUCUACACGGUAAGUGAAUUUAGGUUUAUUCCAUGAGCUAGUGCAGAAUUUGGAGUAUAUGUGGCGGUCUGUGAUGAUUUGGACCAUCUUUGAGGACUUUUAAUUUGACUUUUGAAGAGACAGUGUUCAAACUUCUAGCUUGUGUUUAAGCCAAAUGCUUUAUUGUUUGACAACUCUAGCAGGAAGCUACACACAUCCUUGAUCAGAGAUAAGUUACCUGUUCACAGUUACAAGUCUGAUCAUGUUUUGGACGUUGUCAGUAGAACUAGAUUUCUGUUUUUGUAAAAGUUCCCAAGUCUUGGCAUUCAGAUCCAUGUUUUGGUUCCUCGUGUCAGUAAAUGCAUCAUCCGUUGGGUAUAAGGCUCUAUCAUCCUCUUGUAGGACCUCCAAAGGUAGUGGGUGGUUAAUAGGAAAGCACUCAUUUUGUAGUAGAUUAAAUCUGACAUCCGCACAUGAGAAGGCGUUUCUGCAUGAGUUAAUGCCCUCCCAUGUAAAAUAAGCUCAAUGCACAAAGGUCUUGAUGUGAACUGGCAUUAAUGAGGACACAGACUCAUGAUACAUUACAUUAACCAACCCAAUUAAACAAUUGGACUUCUUAACCAGCAUGAGUUCCUCUCUAAUUACAUCUCUCUGUUAAACGACUUUAGCCCUUGACUCAGCCCUCUCUUACUCUCUCCAACAGCUUUUUUCAUCCUUUUUUAUUCAUAAUUUAUUGCCUCCCUCCUCUUGAUGUGAACCAGAACUGCCAGAGCAUCAGAUAUUUUCGAUCUAUCUUCCUCCUAUGUUUUUUUCCUUCUUUCAGAGAUUUCACAACUCUGGCAACGUCUAACUCUAAUUGAAACCACAAAGCCCGUUCUCUGUAGUGCCGACGGUCGUGUUUUGAAUCCUGUGAGACAUCAAAUGAGUCAUCACAGCUAAUUUCACGUUGAUUUAUUGAUGACAGAUUGCAAACAUGUCUUUGGAGAUGUUCAACAGUUGUGUGAACAUUAAGAGGGAGGGGGAAACUACAACUAAUUUAGUUUAUUUUUAGAAACAAGGACUUUUACCAUACUUUAUUACUUUUCUCUGUGAUAGCUAGCUCACUCACUAAAUCCUUACACUUCUUUGGUACUUUGUUUGGACAUAAUCAACCGUUUUCCAGAGCACUCCCCUUUGUUGUGUUUUACUAGUCUUGCUUUAACUGUUGGCUGCACCGCUUGAUAGCGCCCCCCACACUUUUCAGUGGAACAGAAGGCUUGACUGAAGCUGAAUACACUGGAAUAAUUCUUUAAGAUAGUAGAGACAGAGUAUUUAUGGGAGCCACUUGGAUCGACAAGGGCCUCUUGUUGGUUGGUUUUUACUUACUUGGUUUACUUGGUUGGUUGUUCGGCUUUUUUGGAUGGUUUGUUGGUUGGUUGGUUGGUUAGUUGGUUCCUUGGUUGCUCUGCUUGUUUAGAUGGUUUGCUGGUUGGUUAGUUGGUUGGUUGGUUGUUCUGCUUGUUUAGAUGGUUAAAUGGUUGGUUGGUUUGUUGGUUGUUCGGCUUGUUUGGAUGGUUUGUUGGUUGGUUAGUUGGUUCGUUGGUUUGUUGGUUGGUUGGUUGUUUCAUUAGUUAGUUGAUUGGAUGGUUGUUUGGGUUGUUUGGAUGAUUUGUUGGUUGGUUAGUUGGUUGGUUGGUUGUUCGACUUGUUUGGAUGGUUAAUUGGUUGGUUGGUUGGUUGGUUGGUUUGUUGGUUGUUCCGCUCGUUUGGAUGGUUUGUUGGUUGGUUGUUUGGCUUGUUUGGUUGGCUGUUUGCUUGCUUGUUUGGUGUCGGUUGGUUGGUCGGAGACUAGAUAGUUGAUUGGUUUGUUUGGAUUAAUAGCUGGUUGGUUGGAUGCAUGGCUCGCCAAAAGUCAGAGUUAUGAUGAUAGACUUUCAGAUAAGUUUCAGACCUUGUUAUUUGUGCAAACCUAAACACCUUUGGAUAAAUCAACCAAUCAAAGUGAUGAAAUAUGUGGCACAAUAUCAGGUUAAAAGCUUUUAAAUCGAAUUUUAGGUCUUCCAGCUGACGUUUGGUUUGACAUUUCUUGCCACCAGCUGUCUACUACCUACUACCUUGCAGUAGGAUUCAGUGGCAGCCAUUUUGGGUUUUUUGAAUUCCCUGAAAGUCUUUAGGCUGUUUUAUUGGCAGUGGUGCUGACCCAUGAAAAAGGUCAAAUUGUGCCUCAAAACUGUUAAUCACCGGCUCUUAUAGUCAUGCUUUCCUCCUUCAUAAUGCGCCCCUGCUUGGUUUGUGAUUGGCCACAACUUGAAUCAGGAUGGACAAAAAUCUGUGAGAAGCAGAGGGGGACCAGAUGGAUCCACCAGAGCAAAGAAAACAUUGGAUCAAAAUUUAUUUGGACCCCAAGCUCUUUAACUUUGUGCUUUUAAUGUGAAAUGCAGGGUAAAGGGUUUAUGUGCAGCUACGGGCAGAGAUUAAAAAACCAAAAGAGAGAGUCUAAGAAGAGGAUUUCAGGAAAUACAGAUAAAGUGCCCUGCAGGACUUGGUUCUGAUAAAUCUCACAAAGAGCAUUGUGUUUGUCUUUUAACUCUGUUAUUUUGUUCUGAAACAACAAGAGGAGGGAUAUUUGAGUGUGAAAAUGAGCCGUAGAGCAGCUUGAGGAAAAUCAGACAGUGUCGGGAAAAAGAGACACAGAAAGGACAGAGAUACAGCAGAUCCUCGGCAAGGAUAGAGCUGCUAUUGAGGAGUGAAUAGCACUGAAUUCUGCUGCAAGGCUCUGAGUGUGAGUGUGUUCAAAUCUGCCUGAGUGCUCCUGCGAGUGUCUAUUAAUAUUCUCCCGCCAGUGUGUGUGUGUUUGUGUGCAUGCUUCCACGUACUCGUGUGUGCAGUACGCCGAACUUCAAACAUGCAUAUGAGAGUGCCCUCUUUAUUUCGCCAUUUGCAUGCAACUGUUCGGGCUCUAAUGUGGGCAUGCUCUUGUGUUUUUGUGUGAGUGUGUAAUAGAGAGGGAGAGGGAGAGAGGAAGAGAAAAUGUGUGUGUGCUCUUUAUUCUGAAUUAUAAACACGUGACUGGAUUGAGCAUGAUGCAUCCAGCCAGAAAUCCCUCAGGUCUUUGUGGAGCUGAAGUGUUACUACAGACCUGCACAGAGAAAGAGAGGGAGAAAGUCACCCAGAGACAGGGAUGGAAAAUAGACUGGUAACAAUAAUCUGAUCCACAUGCAGGUUUGGUUUCAGUAUAAAUCAUCCUUAGAGAGAAGAACAGCUUAGGGAGAGGAAAAAAUGAAAUGAUGCAGCAGCAUUUUUGGAGGUUUGAAAGACAUUUUCCACCUGUUUGUCCCUCAAAAUGCAUCUGCUGGGACUUAAAAUUGGGGACUUGUGGAUAAACGCUUAAUAGAUUUGAUAUUUAAUCAGCUGUGAAUCAACUGAAUUCACUUUCUUGUUUUCCGCAAUAUCUUACCUAAUAAAGACUAAAGCCAAGAAGGCUUGGUUUUUGCAAAAUUUUACAGCCUUGGACUCAUCUUGUGAGAAUCAGCUGAGCACACCAAGUGCUCUGAUGUCAACACCCCCAAACAUUUCAAACAAAGCUCAUCUGUGUUGGUUUUUCUUGGAAAAAAAGACUCAAAUUGGAUUUAAUUUUGCAUCCAAAAUGGAAAAAAACAAUCUUCUCAAAGACAUUAUGUCUCAUCAUCCUUUUGUAGAAGCAAAAAACAACAAGUUAAAAUAAGAAGGAAGUUGAUCUUCAUGUUAUCUGGCAAACUCAGGACCUCUUAAUCACAAGUUAAUCACAAGGACACCAGUUCCUCUGAAGGCAGCGAGUGUGAAGCCGCUGUGUUGUUUACCAUCUACUGUUUCACUAAGACUCACCAGAAACAGGUGAUCUGUCUCUACUCACUAAACCAAGAAAGUAUGAUGUCGAUAUCGCAGAUGUAAAUACUGGAAGUGUUGGCAGGAAGUCGACUCGUUUUGUCUUUAAAAAAAAAACAAAAAUAUUGACAUUGUGGUGAAAAAUAAACAUAUGGUAACACUGUGAAAAUACUUGGACCACAUUGUGGGCAGUAGUAGUUUGUCAGGCUGUUUGUCUCCUAAUAUAAACGGAAGCCGAAGAAGAAGCAGCAGCAGCAGUUGCUAGCUGGCUGGCUAUAGCCCAGGAUUUGAUCGUUUAGUUCUCCAACUUGCGUCAUUUCAAAAUAAAAGCAUAAUUUUACAAUACAGGAAAAAAAGGGACCUAGACAGUAAAAAUGUCAAACAAAAGCAUCAGAAACAAUCAUUUCAUGCUGCUGUUACUGUAAAAGAUUUCCAGAUUUCCAGCAAUACUACCAUUAUUAUGAAUUAUGCUGAUAAACCGGAAUUAAAGCCAACAAGGAGUGACACCAGCGGGCUACUCAGUAAUUAGGACAAAGACGCUCAUGGUUGCGUUGGUGCAGCAUGUGAAAAUAAGACAGUCUAGAGUCUUUCUUUGGAUGGUUCAUUAUUCCUCUGUUAGCCCUCAAUCCAUUCAAAAGCAAGAACCCAACAUUCAUCAUUAGCUUCCAUUCAAAGACCUACAGUUGACCUGACUGAGUAGGAGGCCCCUAACUUGGUAAAAAAAAUGACAUGUGGUCCUUCUAGCAAUAAAUGUAUCAAUAGAUCAGCUAUAGCUUAGUCAUUAUGGUUUAUGAUAACUGUGGUGUGACUCGAGAUCAGGCUUUUCGCGAGCUUCAUACUUGGUUAGACACAAGUCACGACUUCUGGAUCUUGAGAAAUGAAGCCGAGUGCUGAAAACUGCAGUUCCCCAAGUGUCCACCAGAGGCUGGCUGCAGAAGCUUAAGAAACCACAUAUACACUGAUUUUAAAAUGAUUUUUAUUAUUAUACUACUAAAAUGUCAUUUUUUUGUCAGUCAUAAUCAAUCACAAGUUAGCCCCUAACUUUUUAUAACGGACUCUUUUAUUGUAUCCAGAGGAGUCGCCCUCUGGUGGCCAUUAUAGAGAAUAACACUUAUAGUCACCACUAAGAUAUCUUUGCAUUUUAGAGGUUGAGACUAAAUUCUUUUGGUUCACAACGCUUUGAACCAUAUUUCCUCUAAAAUCUAAAAACUUUCUGAUAGAACGAGCUCUAACGAUAAAAACAUUAUCGGCUCUAAAUAGAAAAUAAACACAAGUCUCUACUCGCAGAAUUAAUCUUCAGACAAUUGAGAAGAAAUUGGGUGAAAAGACCAACAGUGUAAUUUGAUUUGUAGGUUAUAAAACAGGAACGUUUUCAAGGUUGAAGUCUGAUCCGAGUGUUUGGCAGCUCUCACUAAUGAUGCUCUUUAACCAACAAACGCCCACAGAGCUGUGAGUAAAUAAAGUGAGAAUUUUUGUCUGUUUUUUUGAAAGAGGAGGAGGAAAGCCGGUAAAGAGAGUUCAUAAGGAUUGUACUCACUGUUAUUGUCUUAUUGUAGAGAAACACGAAUCGCUCAGAGUUGUAGUUGAAUCAGCUGUUAUCAGGCUGCAGCUUAGACACUUCCAGGUCACAAACCUUCCUGAUCAAAACCAGAGUGUAAACCUCACUUUCCCAUGAGCCUCUGCAAGCUGGAGGAUGCAUGAACCCGCUGACCUGCAGUGUGUUUGAGAGGAAGCAUCUGCUGCGAGAAAAUUGCACAGCUAUCACUAAGGCGGGUUUUAAUGUUAAUCACUGAUUAAAGCGGAGAACACGGAGAGAAAGCUGCACAUAAGAAAUACAUGAGAUGUAGAAAUUUGACUCCAUAAUGUCAAAUACUCUGACAGUUUGACACGUGAUAAAAACAUAACAAGACAACUGAGGAGAAAUCCGAAAUCUGAAUAAUCUGAUCCCCGCUCGUUCGCCUGAGGCUGAUCUGUCUACCAAACUUCAUGCGGAUCUUCAGCCGAAAAUCUGACAGGAGGAGAGACUGAAAGUGAGCGCAGAUGUGAUGAAGCUUCAGUGGGAAGUAAAAAUAAAAAAACAAACAAGAGUGGAAAAUGGGAUCAGGACCUGUGGAACUUAAAAUAAACCUGAAGAGUUUGGAGCUUGGACCUGAAAUUUGCAUAAGUUUGAUUCGACAUACUCAUAGAGGUAUGUCUUCUGGACACGUCUUUCUGCAGCACUGAGGAGUAAAACGCUGGAUUAAUGAGGACACCAACUUAAACAUUAAUGUGACAGGAAAUCUAUCAGACCAGAAAUCAGUCCUAAUCCGCCACUCGGAAUCAGAAAAAUCCGAAGCAAACUGUGCGACUGAUGCACAUGAACUGUUUGUGAACCGUCGUUUUGACGUCUCCAGUUCGUCAUGUUUCAGUUUUAGUAACAGAAGUAGCAAAACAGAUAUUAGUGAAGCUGCAUCAGUUCAUACUGUAAAUAAAUAUGCAUCUAUACAGUCCAGCUUUAUCCUCUAUUGUUAACAAACCCAGGAAGAAGAUCGUCCAUUUCCCCAAAGACUUUUCGUAGAUUCGCCCCCUGCUGGCCAUUGGAAAAAAUGCAGGUUUCAUAUCCUGACUUUUCUAUUGGAAUUGGAAUUGGCUGGAAUUGGAUUGAUACUCAUGCAUCCGGUCUAUAAAUGGAAGUCUCUAUAAGUCAUGGAUAUAGUCUCAGUGGUGGCUCCCAUUGGCUUCUGAUGGUGGUCGCCAUAUUGGAAAGGCACUGGUUUGUGUAGGUCUGGCGAUCCGCAGCGGAACGGAAUGAAGCCGGUGGAAAUUGACACAUAAACUUGAUUGGUUACGAUCAGCUACAAUCGGUGGAUACAGCCUUUUUGCAGCCAUUCAGGAUGCAGUGGAAAUUGGAGGCAAUGGUGUUUCUUUAACUUUCGCAGCCAGCCUCAAGUGGACAGUCAAGGUACUGCAAUUAGACAUUCGCUGCUAGAGGUUGCAGCCUGAAAUUGACUCCAAAUCUUGUGUCAAGUGGUCCAAGAUAUCCUUAAGUUAUGUCAUUUUAAAAGGUGUUACAACAGUCCAUGCUCAGAGGACCACAUCUCAUUACACUGCAGUCACUUUGUCUCGCAGAGAAAACAGUCUGUGCCCUGAUGAGGCCGUCCUUGGCCCCAGGAGCUUCGUGUAUGACUUCCCCAGCUGCUUUAACCACAUAGCUGCUUCAUCUCACUCUGAAAUACCAGCGUCUAGACAACAAGAAUGCCGGAUAAAUCCUCCAGGAGUCAUCAGGCAGGGGGAUGAGAUCCAUAAAGGAUUUAAAACAAAUAUAGAGGUAUUAAAAUGUCAGAUCUGGCUGUGCAUUGAUUGAGCGGGGAGUGUAACGAUUUGCAGUGUCUUUGAGAGGGGAGUGUGAGAUAAUGCCACGCUGGGGCUGUGAGUGAUUUAACAUUCAGGGCUGUGAUUAAUCCCAGCAAGCGAAGGGUUAAAUCAGACACUGACUCUGCACUCUGUAACACCGCACUGAGAGAAAAGGGAGAGAAAGAGAGAGAGAGAAAGAGAGGGAGAUGCCUGAGGGGGGAGAGCGAGUCAAGAGUGUUCGCUUUGCAUGUUUUGAAAUCUCUCUCUCUCUCUCUCUCUCUCUCUCUCCCUCCGUCUCUCACACGCUCGGGCCAUGUGCGGCCGCCACGUCACGUGCCGCUGCAGAAAGCAUUGGAGCGAGAGAGCCAGCAUGAGAGACAGAGAGAGACAGGAGGUAGGGAAGGGAGGAGGGAAGGAGGGGAGGAGAGAGAGUGAGCGAGGCAGGAGGAAAGCGGAGGGAGAUAAAGAAAGAGAGAGAGAGAGAGAGAGAGAGAGAGAGAGAGAGGAAACUGAAGAUUACAGAGAGAAUAAACACUGAGGACGAAGCACGAAAAGAGCAAAGCUGGAGGAUGGCAGUGAGCUAGGAAAGGCUUGAACACAGCAGAUCAUAAUACUCCAAUCUAUGGUGUUACAGCUGCACAGAAAUAUCUUAAAAAUGUAUCUUAAAAACUCUGAUUUUAACAAGAUUUACAAGUAAAAACACCAAAAAAAAUCAUGCUUUUCCAUUAAUUACCUCUAAAAAUGAUCUUUUUUUAAUAGGACGCCCUUUAUGGUUUAUUACAGCCUUCGAAAAUGUGUCCAUACUCUGAAAUAUGAGUCACAUGGGCAUUUGUUUUCAUAUCCCACCUGUAUCGUCAAAGCAGCAACUCUCCGUCCUUUUAAACAAUGUGAAUAUCUGCAGUAAAACAUUGACCCCGUGUGCUAACUGAGCUGUCAGCUCCCAGCUACUGUACUCUGACUAAUUCUUCUGUCUGUGUUACACCUCUUCCUAACAUACAGCGAGUGAGCGAACUACAGCAGAUUGGGCGUGAAAAAUUGUCCAGAUAUACUACGAGAGAGAUGCAGCAGCGUGAGAGAGGGAUGAGAUUGUGUUUUCGUGUCCCUUGUGGAUUAUUCAUCCGCUAAAAAGAAAUGCAAGUGCACCAAAAUACGACCAGUGUGAGGAGCGACUAAAAAGGAGCGGCGUGUUCCUUUGUUUGAGGAGAAAGAGCAUCGCACAAAGACAUCUUUGUCGGGGAAAACGAAGACUUUUUGAUGUCCACAUGUCAGUCAUUCACAUGUUUUUUUCUUCCUGUUUGAAUUGUUGCUUUUGUCGCAGCUUCAGUUUGGUGCUCUGUGUUGUUGCUAAUGUGCGAACACUAAAAGGAGCUGUCUGCAAAGUUAAUCCUGAAAAAUGAGUUCGUAGAUGAGUCCUGCUGUGAAGAAAAACAACAAUAGUGCUUAAACUGCAGUUCCCAGAGUGUCCACUUGGGGCUGGCUGUAAAAGCACCAGAAGCCACAUUCACACUCAUUCAAAAACGCACAUCUUUACAGCACAAGCCCGGUCGAAAAACAACUUUAGUCUGAAUUUCUUAUUUCGCUAUCAGCAUGCAGUUUUGAAGAUAGUAAGACGACUGUUUUUGCAUCAUUAGUGACAUAGCAAACUAGACUGUCAUGUUUUGUAACAUUGAGGCCCAACAUUUAGGCUGAGUAUGUCCGUGUGUUUCUAUUGUUUUUGAAUAUGCUGUGUUCGAGCUACCUAGGAAGUCAGAAGUCCGAGCUGAAAAUAACGUCACACCCAAGUUACCAGCGUUUUAGUUACCAAGUUGGAAAAAAGCAAAAUCGGAGGUGGGAACAAGAUGGCUACAUCUACGAAAGUUAUUUUAGGGCUUGCCUUAUCUGAAUAUAAGGCAAUCGCUAAAAUAACUUUUGUAGAUGUAGCCAUCUUGUUCCCACCUCCGAUUUUGCUUUUUUCCGACUUGGUAACUGAAACGCUGGUAACUUGGGUGUGACGUCAUUUUCAGCUCCGACAUCUAAAUUCCGAGGUAGCUUCUUGAAAAGGAAGAAAAAAAAACUUAGCUUGUGAUCUGUUUAGAUGGAGUAGAAGUGAAGCCAGUGUAGAAAUGCCAUAAACUUGCAGUUUGUUUCACAUCCAACAGGGGGCGACAUCUUUGAGAAAAUUAGCUCUUCUUUUAGUAAAUCUACAAUAUUUUUGUGUCUUUUGACCAUUUAAAUUACAUGCCAUCAUCAUUUUGUUCCAGGUUGGAAACACUUUUGUUUUUGCUCUGAAGUUAAGCUUUUUUGAAUAGGUGUGUAUUUGGCUUCUGCUGCUUUUGGAGACAGCCCCCAGUGGACACUCUGGGAACUGAAGCUUUAAAACUUCUUUAUUGGCGUCAUCUGUAGGAGGUUUUGCUGUGCUGUUACAUUGUGGCAGACUUUGAUCUGACAAACGAUAACUAUGAUUUGUACAACCAAGAUAUGAUGAUUAGGUCUCCAGAAAAACUUCCGGUGUUUUGGAGGCUCUGAUUAACUCUGUGGUUACAUUUUUGGCCCCAUGAAGAGGGGUUAUAGUCCUCAGUUGUUAUUCCUUGUUCCCCUCCCAGUUUCUUACUCUCCGCCCUCCUGUGGCUAAAUAAAGGCACAAAAGCCCAAAAAUAAACUUGAAAAAGAAAAAAAAUAACCACCAAUGUUUUUAUUUUCCCGCUGAGAAGAGGCGCAGCCCAAAGGGAACCUGAGCUGGAUCUCCCUUUUUAAAGUUUCAUCAUUUUAGCUGCAAAGUGAAAGCGCUCAGCCAGAAGUGGGGAUGUCCUGACGAGAGCUGUGUUGCAUUUUUAAUGAAACAAAGCUACAUCCUCUUUUUUUUUUAAGAGUUUUUAAAUGUUCAGAAGCAGAAAAUUUUUGCAGUUAAAUAACAUGCAGUAGUGUUUGGACUUAGUUCAGAGCAGGGUUUGUUUGGACCUGUGGCGGCGGAAAGUUUGUUGCAUAAAUGAACUUAAGAGUUAUUUAAACAGAAACAGCAGCUUCUUCUUCUACUUCUUUAGGAUCCUCUCACAUGUCUCAUCUCUUUGUGUUUCCAUAAUCUGAUCAUUCACUGAGAUUUAUCCGUGAUUUGAAAAGACAAAAGAGAGAAAAAGAGAAAAAGAAAGAGGGAGGUCACUCUACUAUCUCCUCUCUGCGGUGACAUAACUCCCAGUCAGUGUGUUGACAUUACGCACAGGACUCCUGGGGUGUGUCACCUGGACUGGAUUGUUUCUGGUGUGUUUGCGUGUGUGUAUGUGUGUGUGUGCAUCCGCUGCUGUUGUUGCACUCUCAUGUGAACGUGCACGUGCCUGCCUGUGUGUUUGUUUGUGUGUGCAGAGGCGAGUCACUGCCUGCCAGGGUGUGUACACGGACAUCCAUGUGUUCUCUCACCGUGUUAACAUGAGCCAAGGUUACACCGAGACACAAAACAGAUGUUAUAGAUGAUUCAAAGUGUGAUGGUGAUCUUGUGAAGCUGACAAUGUCGGUUUGUUUUUAUUCAAAACUUGAUAGAUUUUACUAAAAAAUCAUCAGAAAACAGAAAAAUAAUUACCAAAAGCUCUUACAGACAAUUCAGUACUCCUGCUGAUGUUAAUAGUCGACUUUAAGUGCUGCUUUUACUGCUACUAACAAAAUAAAAAGUCAUUUUCGAGCAAUAACCCCUUAGUUACCAUAUUUUUGCUUAACCAAAUGAGAGAGCGUGCAAGCAAAGAGCUGUGCAACUAAAACACACCUUUGAGGACUCAUUUCAAAGGCAGUAUCCCCGAGUUUCUCGUGACUGCUGGAUUUGCUCAUUUGUUUUUGAAGCCCUUGGUUCUUCGAACAGUCAUCUUUAGCUGUUUUAACACGUAUGUGGACAAUUUCUGGGCAAUUUCAGGAUAUUCAGAGAGCUGAUUUUUCUUUGAAUAAUCCUUUAACUGUGGUUAAGUCAUGGCAGAUUUAAAGAGAGAAAAAAACAGAGGACCCAAGACGGAACCCUGAGGGACACCACAGGACAGGUCCUCUAUGAAAAAGCAUCUCGAUCAGCAGUGAAAGACAAUCUUCUACCUCAGAAAAUAUGUCAUAGUUAAAUGUAUGAUUCUAAUUGUUAGUUCAAAUCUCUCUAGAGUUGAAGUACAGAGUGUAAAUGUGGUUCCUUUCAGAAUAAAACAAACAUCAGGUCAGGGGAUGUGAGCAAUAAACAUCAGCCCUAUUGUCUGAUGGCCACUUUUGGCAGCCAAGCGUCAAAAUCAAGGCUUUAAAGCGGUGGACUAAAAACUUUCAUGUCUUAUACUACUUAUGAUUUAGGAUCUAAAACCAAGAAGUGCAGCGGUCCCUAAACGUACUGAAAUUAUUCAGAAAGCAGAGAAACUCCAAUCAGUGUGACUCCGUCUCGCAAGAAAUAUCCGCAAUCUCAUGAGCGCUUCUCCUCCGAUGGUGGCGGCGAAUCAGAACCAAUGGGCACUGUAUGCUUGCGUAUCUGAUCCGCCUGCCGGUCCGGGGCGGAGCCGUUCCAGUUCCAUUGAUAACAGAGAGCUGACAGGACAACAUCCCCAAAAGUCAGAUAAACGGGUUAUUAACUGUGGUUUGCAGCAACAUUUUGCGCUGUAAACAAGAACUGCAGUUCCUUGAGUGUCCACAUGGGGCUUGAGAAUCCCCAUUGGCGCCCGUGUUAAUACGCCAGUUUUUACGACGGAUAUCAGCACUUAGUUGCCCGAUUUAGGAAAAUUGGAUUGUUGUUUUGACUUGGAGGUUGGUGUGUGUAGCUGUUUGUCAGCUGUCAUAGACCCACCUCAGCUUCUCCUGUAAUCCUGUUUCUAGACUGAUCCGAACCCAGGUUCCAAUAUGGCUCCCCACCAUCUUUGGGCUUCCAAACGCCCCUGAAAUUUGCCAGGCUCACUUCACUUCAAGUCAAGAACUGAAGUGGAAAAUUUCAGACCUGUUGAGCAAACUCUUUGGGAGUCAGUGAGUUGUUAGUUUGAUGUUCAUAUUUUGAAUUAGCUGCAUAUAUAUGAUGUUUUUAACAGGAUAUUUGGUAUUUGAAUCAGUGUUAGUUUAGCUCAUUGAGCCUAUAGGAGUGUGAAUAUUCUUAUAGAGCUUCCAGUUGGUCGACAGUCUCUCCUGUGAAGGAAGUACUUGAUUUGUUUUAAGGCAGAGAGGAAGAAGCCAAACAUGGCAGCAGACACUCAGAGCGGUGAACUGUGUUUACGUUGCAGGGAGGGGAGCCCUCUUUUACAUAACACACUUCCUAUAUCUCAUUCCACGUCAGUAUUGUAUUUCCAGCCCGUGUUAUUUUUUUUCUUUUUCUGCACGUUACAACCAGCUGCUGGCAGAGCUCAUAGUUCAUCUGCAUGUCAAAUGCACAGAGGACAGACACACAUACAGAAACGGAAAUGAAGCGCAGCUCUCACUUAUCUGAUUACUGCUGUUGAUGGUCGUACUAAUACUGGAACUGUACUGUAACGAUUAUAUAAUACUGCUGCUACUGGCCAGUAUCCUGCUCUGUGGUCACUACACGCCACAUUCAAGUCUCCCACUGGAACUUAGAUUUAAGCAUGUUUUCUAAUGUUUGAAUGGAAAUUACUUGUCUAUAAUUAAUCAAAAACCAAUUUGUCCACAGGGGGGCGCCAAAAUUGAGUCAUAACUUCCUCAUGGUAGCUUUAAAUCUUGAAAAUUUGCAAAGUUUUAUCCCAUAGCAUGCUUAUGUGUUAAUGAAAAAUGCCUGUUGUUAACACAGAAUUUAAGGCCUGCAUAAUAUACAGCAUUUUCAUCAUCAUCCCAGUAUAAACAUAUGCAGUUAAAGAGAUCUAAUGCUACAUUUACUUCUCCUCAGAGUGAUAUUUGACACCUCAGACUCAUAACUUCUGUUUUUACAGAUAAAAUUCAGCAGCGUGAGUCAUCCUGUGUCCACAUUAAAUCUAGGUAAUAACACUUAUCAUGUAACUGCAGCCAUUAUGUAGUGUUUGAUGACUAAAUAUUAUUGUGUGUCAUCCGAUUACACCUGUUCGGAUGUCUAAAUAUAACCCGGGCUUUCAUAAUCCAGCCAUUUCGGUAUCGUUUCCUCAAAAAUACAAUGUAGAAAAACAGCUAGUAUCAAAUUUAGAGAUGAGGUUUCAAACAUGAGUGUUAUCUUGGUGAAACACAUGGCGAGGGCAUGGUGUGUAUUUAUGUGUUUUUUAAUGCCAGUAGAUACUAAAUGAGGUAGGUAUGACCCAUUUUUCGUACCACUCUGCGCUCUUGAAAACAUCAGACGCGAAAGAAAUAAUCUAAGACCAAAAAAUAAUUUGUCAAAAUCAUAUAAAAUUUGACUGUCAUUGUCUCAAUUCAUUUCACAUAUUGGCUUAGUCAGACUUUGUAACUGUUAGCAUCUGUGGUAAACUAACGUAAACGUAAAAUCUUGUUCGGCUGGCUAAAGAUAUUUUACAUUUGUAACAUAAGCAGAUUCUCUUAUUCAAUGCCUUAUUUUAUUUUCUCACUUGUAACCACAAAUAAAAGUAACAAAAGGUGAAAGACAGUCAGACGUUGAUAACAUAAACCUGGUGCGCUAGCAUAGGCGAGUCCCCCAGAUUUUCGAACACUAACUUUCAACGUGGGUAACCUGAAGUAGUGAAAUUUCCUGACAGCUUUUACUUUAUUUUUUACAACAAACUUCUGUUAAUACAUGAGCUUUGAUUUUAUUUAUAUUAUCUUCAGACUGUUGGGAAUCUUUAUCGGAAAACGAACAAGCUUUGUAAAAUGGGAUUUAUCGUCAACAUAGGCAGAGCAUGCCAGUCCUGAAGUACAUGGAGAUAGUUGUCAGGUUCAGAACGACUGCUUUAAGAAAUAAUAAUUACAGCAAUCUCAAAAACUUACUUUUUACUUGAAUAAUUGUGUAUUUUUAUAUUUCCGUUGUCUGAACUCCUUAAUCAGGAAAGUGUUUCAGAUUUAAAGUUAAAGUUUGAUGCAGUAGCUGAAAAUAAAGCUGCUCAGGAUGACGAUGAUUUCAGUAGAAUUUCUGCAGUUUCUCAUGCUUCGCUACUUCCUUUUCUUGGUUCCUACAUUUCCCAAAAUGCAUUUCCCCCCCUAAAUCCUCGGGGAGCAGCAGCAAGUUUGUUGCUCUCAGCUGUCGGUUUCAUGUGUAGGUGGUUGAAGUGAAAGUAUAGAUAGAUCAAACAAGCGAUUAGUCAAGAGGAAGAGUUGCUCACCUGACUCUCAAACCUCAACCUGUGUUAUUUUCUGCCUCUGUGGGCGUCUGUGCCCACUGCAGCUGAUGCCUCUCUGUUUGCUUUGUGAACACAGGAGCAAAAUGGCGGCGCAGGAGGGGAGCGUUUGAUUCUGAAGGACAAACUCAAACUCUUACCUUUGAUUUCUCUCUUAGAUAACCUUCACGUUUUCCUUCAACAAACUCCCUUUUUUUCAACCUUGGGUUCGCUUUUUAAGAAAGUUUCCAAAAGAGGACUGGAAAAGUUCUCCCAUUAAAACAACUUAAAUCAUCAGCGCGCCUUCGUUUGCUCCAUCUGAGGAUCAACUCUUCACGUCCUGAGGCGAAUCCUGUGAUGGAGAAUUCAGAUGAUGCAGCAGCUGUGUUAAAAAGACGGAUUUCAAACAGUAUUUCCUGAUUUGACACGAGUAUGAAUAAGAAAUGAGGGCUCUAAUUUGAACCCAUAGAGUUACUCAAAACCAGACCUUCAAAGACCUCGAGAUGUCUUGAGGAUGCUGAAAUUAAAGAGGAAGUUUAGCAGAUUCAGUGUGAUGUAUUUGGCAUGAAAAGUCAAGUAUGAGUGUUAGUGGUUUAAUCCAAAAAUCAUUCCCAUAAACAAGGCUUUCAGAGACAGACUGUGGACGGAUGGAAAGAGAGGAGCAGAGAUUGACAGGCGGAAAGAGAAAAACACAUAAUCUCAGAUAAAUUAAUGAAAGCAGAGUGAAUCUGAGAGUCAGCGGCUGCUUGGUCCAAAUGGCUCCCGCUCACAUAGAGAAAAUGAAGCCCGGUUUGGCGGCUGUUUUCCCCAGUAGCAGUGGGAGCUUGUUCUUGGAUCAGUUUCAACUUUUCGCCCAAAAUGGUUGUUAUUAGGACGAAGCUUUGGGCAGACUUAUUCAGGAUCAGCUCCGUCCAGCUGCCAGAGAGUCAGAUCAAACCGGCAGCAGUUCAUCUGAUGGAGUCGCUGCUUCCUAGACAAACAGAUGGACCAGAGGACAUAUGGAUAGAGGAUAAAGACGAGCAUAUACGGCCCUUUGCAUUAGAGAGAAACCAUGAUGGAAUUAUGAUUUCGUGCAUGUUUGCACAGACUCAACGAAGGGCCACAGGAUUUGACAUAUGGACAUGUUUUCCAAAAUGACCCAGAAGCAUUCCUCCAGAUUCUGAAAGUAGUCCAACUCUCACACGGCAAAGUUAUAAAUAUGCAAAUUACAUGUUUUCUUGCCGUUCAGUGUCCCGAAAGUUGUCCCCGAUAAAUCUAAUUCUCUCCGUCAAACCCAUCCAAUCUGCAUUUGUACAAAAUGUGCAGUACAGGACAAACUGAAAGGGAUUAGAAAGGAUUAAAGCUGCACUAACAGAUUUUUCUGGCCACUGGGGGGCAGUGAAACAGACACAUUGCUGACUAAAGAUGCAGCAGCAUAUUUGUAGUCUCUAAUGAUAUUUUAACAUCGAGGUACUGAGUCAAGUUGCACCAUCAAAUGUUAAGAAUCUAUAAACAAACAAAACCAAAUAAAAGAAAAGCUGAGUCAGCGUUUUCUGUAUGGUAGCCGCCAUGAUUUGGAUUCAAAUCGCCACUUUAUAAACUACAUCCGUCUGGGAAAUUAAGGCCAUAAAACCAAAACUUAAAGGGAUAUUCUGGCGUAAAUUAAUUUAGGGUCAAACACACUGAGUUAGACACCCCCUCGAGAGAUGAAUGUUGCCGACUGCCUGCUUCUCUAGUUAUACCAACUUUAAUAACGACCGCACGAUAGCAAUACACAGCUGUCUGAGGAGCCAUCAACAAACCGCAACCAAAAUGCCACUCUAUAGCCACAAAUAAUGUUCAGAACAGCAACUAACUUCAUCAACAGGACUUAUAGGGUCCCAGCCAUAGUACUAGCCACCAAACAUCUUUUUAGCUUUACCUAAUUUUUUUUAACAAAGAGACUAAACUCAACCCACCAACUCUCUUCCAGCAGCCGCUUGUUCAUAGUGAGACCUCGAGCCAAUCCAUUACGGACUACAGUGGGGUGUCGCAGCUCAAGGAAGAACAUUUAUGAUCAUUUCUUCAUGGAAAUACAAUCAGACCGAGAUGCUAAGGCAGAAGAACUACAGCGUCUGCAGUAAAAAAUGAUUAAUAUGGUGAUUAUUACUUUAAGGAAAUGAUAAAGAAAUGAUCAUAAAUGUUCUUCCUUGAGCUGCGUCACUCCACUGUAGUCCAUAACAGACUGGCCUGAGGUCUCACUACAAACAAGCGGCUGCUGGAAGAGAGUAGGUGAGUUGUGUUUAGUCUCUUUGCUAAAGAAAUCAGGCAAAGUUAAAAAUAUGUUUGGUGACUAGUUCUAUGGCUGGGACCCUAUAUGUCCUGUUGAUGAAGUUAGGUGCUGUUCUGAGCAUUAUUUGUGGCUAUAGAGUAGCCUUUUGGUUGAGGUUUGUUUAUGGCUCCUCUGACCGCUGUGUAUUGCUAUCGUGCGGUCGUUACUCAAGUUGGUAAAAGUAGAGAAGCAUGCGGUUGGCAACAUUCAUCUCUCAAGGGGUUGUCUAACUCGAUGUUACGGUGUGUUUGACCCUAAAUUAAUUUUACGCUGGAAUCUCCCUUUAAGACGCUGAAAUGAUCUGGAGAGCUCGACUUGAUAGUCAAUUCUUAUUCUCACCUGUAAAAGGAAAAUAAGUCUGAUUUGAACAUGAAGAUAUUCGAUAAGUUCACAGUUGUAAGAAGAUUAAAUGUCAGAGUUUGGCUAAAACCACCAACCAAAGAGAAAAUACUAUAAAUGAAAGUUACCCCUUAUAUUCAAACAGCACACCCAGAGUGAAGUCAAGUGUUUUCAGCUGGAGUUAAGGGGGAACAUGAGGGUAUUUCCUCUCUCCUCCUCUGCGAUGAAGUCUGACUCCUCAGAUCCCGUGGAGGAUUCGGUCGAGUUAUUGCGGUUGACGCGUGUAAUAAAAUGAUUGACGGCUCACAGCAGCAGGCAAAGAAGAAGCAAAUCAGUGUCAGUUUUCCUGCUCUGGUUGACAUUUCAGGGUUUACAAAAGGCUUCGGCUGCACUAAGUCUCUGUUAGACGAGACUUUCUUUUGCACUCUGAGAUCAGAGAUAAAAAAGGUGAUGAAUAAUAAAAACCUUAAGAAUCUGAACAUUUUCGACUGUAUUCACUCGACUCUUUAACCUACAAGAUUUUGAUUCUGUAUGUGUCUCUCUUCUGUUUAAUUCACUCGUGUUUCUGACAUCUUUCCACUACGGUUUCACUCGAUAUUGGUCCUCGACACUCGUGGUUAUUUUUAAUCUGUGGCUCUGCGCCUGGAGCUCAAAAAUAAAAAAGGAAAAAUGUCUUACAAAUACUGCAAUUGGACGAUUGCUCGACUAUAAUCAAAGAGGAAACAGUCGGAUAAAUCACGUUGGCUUUUUUUAGUUUACAGGUAUCUGCAGCUGGUAGAAAAGCUGGUUUGCGAACACGCUGUCCCUGUUUCGACUUAUUGUAAGGUUCAGUAAAGACGGCAGCACUAAUGCAGAAGAGCUUCAGGGUAAAACCAUCAUAGAGGAGUUUUUAUAUUCACCGCCUCAUAGUUCACUCGCAGCUGCCCAGAAUAACUUGAACUUAUUUGGCUUUAAGUCACACUGAAGCUGAGCCACCAUGUGUUGUCAUUUAUUCAACCUUAAUGGUGAAAAAUGGGAUCUGUCAUGUCUGUAAAUCCUCUUCGAAUCAAACCUAAAUCUCUAUCUUCAUCAGUUUUCUCAUAUCGGAGCUUUAAUCUCCUCACUCAGACGCUCUUUCUCCCUCUCUUUAUAAUUUCAGCGAUAUCAUUCCACACCACAAAGGGUUAAACUAAAAACCUGAUCCCUCCUGCUAGUUGUAAAUCCAGUAUGAUGUGAACCUGCUGCCCCUGUCUGUGCGUCUCUUGCUUUAUACUGACACCCGGUGGUGAAUUAGCGUAACUGCAACAACAGUUUAAAAAUGCGUUUUUUGUUAUUUUGGAGGCCUCGUCUAACUGAGAAGAAAUGUACAAAAAAAAGAAGAAGAGUGAGAAGGACGAGCACAGUGGGAAAAUGUGAAUCCUCCUCUCACUCUUCUCUGUUUUGAUGUGAAUUUGAACACAGUGUCUCGGUCUAUAGGGUAAUCCUCUUUAUGCUCGACUCAUCUCUGGGCCUCAUUCUUGGCUCUCGGCUCGGUAGAUGAAGCAUGAUGGAGACACGUGACUCUGCAGACAGCCGCCUCUACACGAGUUCAAGGCCCUCAAGCUGUGGGGUCUUUCCUCUGCAGGAUUUCGACAUCCUGCCUGCUGGUUUUUAAUUUUUGUAAUAGUUUUUUUUUGUCCUGCCAUAAAACAGUUUUUACUGAAGUUAAAACUCAGUAUAAGUCGAGGAGGUCAUUGACGGUACUUCAAUGCUUAAAUCCCCUUAAUAACUGCAGUUCUGGUCCUAUCCUACUAGUUACAGACACAACUUGUGAUUAUUUUCUUCCUCCCUUGCCACCUCUCAAGUCUCCAUGUCGACUCUCAUUCUUGUUUGUUUUUUUUUAAAUUCUGUGCUAUUUUGACCCUUAGAGCACACCGUAGUAAAGCAGAUGCAGUGUCUUCCUGCUUCCUGCUGCCCCUGUGGAGGAAAAAUUGUACCGCUACACCUUUAAAUGAUGCACUGCAGCUAAUAAAACUCGUUAAAAGUAGUUUGUACUUUGUGUCAAACUUGAUCAAAGUAAAAGAUCUUAGAUCUCACCCACAAUUAAGGAAGUGAACUACAGUAAAACAGAUGUCAAGUGCUCAUCUUCAUUUAAAGUUACAUGUUACUGUAUUUCUGUGAUUUCAGGGAUCUCUGCUUACAGUGUUGUUCAUAUGGGAACGUAUCGUUCUUUAUUUGCGUAUAAACACGUCGGUGUUGAACGCGCUCAUUCUGGCGUCUGCGAGUGGCGUUCUUAACUCCGUUCACAAGCUUAAGAUUAAUCUGAUUUAGUUUCGGAGUUAAAACGGCUAAAAUAAUCGCUGUCUGGACCAUGGACUUGAGUUCAAAAUGUAGAAUUAUGAACGAUGAACUGAACUAGUUCACUUUAAAAUGUGUGAACUGAACUUUGAACUAGAUCGGGUAGAAAGUGAACUUUCCCAACACUGUCUGCUCAUGCUCUCGUUAGUUUUUAACCCAAUGAAAUCAACGACACUAACAGAAUAAGCUCUCUGAAGCUGUCUCUACAGUAAAUCAGGGUCUCAGACUACAUAGAGGUGGCAGUGAAGCAUCUAUUUGACUAAUAAAUCAACACACUGAUAAGAAUUGCAUUUUAUUUAUAAUAAUGGCUCAUAGACUGUUUUCAAAUGCAAAAAAAAUUUAAUUUGAAACAUGAUUAAAAAAGCGAUUAAUCGCGAUUAAUCACAAUUAACUACUGUGAUUCAGCGAUUAAUCAUAAUCCUAAAUUAAAAGACUUCACAGUCUUAUUCUGAACUCAUUUCAUCAACAUACGGCUCAUUUAGUCCAAAACAUACCUGACGUACUCGCUCUGCAGGCGCAGUGGCAGCUAUUCAAGCUCUGCAGGAUUAAAAUAAAUGAGAACUGGGAUGUUUUAUUUUAAUGAUAUAAAAUCAUGAUUGUUCUAAGCCGAGUUUAAACAGCUGUCCUAAUAUCUCUCUCUAUAUAUAUCUCUAUAACAGCAGCAGCUUGACUGAAAAAAUUAAUAAUUUACGGUGUGAAUGCAUUCAAAUCAGCCUCAGCUCACCCUGAUACAACUGAAAUGCAUAUAACCGUUUAUUGCAAGAUGGCACAGCGCUGAUUUCCUGUAACUGAACGCAGCUCAGCAGAAAAAUGACGCCCCUACAGCGCUGUCAUCCUCCUGUUCGGCUCCUCUGGUAUCUGAGGUCCGUCUGUAAUCAUGUUAUUCAGAGUUCACGUUAGAUUUGAUCAGAUCCGUCGGGGAUUGUCUCAUCAUCCUCUGCAGCGUGUUUCGCCCUCAGCUCGGCCUCCGCUCUCUGACAUGUGACCGUCCUCAGCGCGGGCAGAUGGGCUCUAAUCUGCAGAUGAAACUGGAUGAUAAUGAUUGGACGGCUAAACGAGUAAUUAAGGCAGUGUUUACGGCGUCCGACGGACUGAGAGGCAGAUUUGACUGAAAAUGUGAAAACAAUAAACCAGCGCUCUGUUUCCCUCAGCAUGAGUUCACCUCGCCUCCACUUUGGUCGUUAUUUCUCUGCUUUUUUUUUUUUUUUAAUGAUGUAUAAACUUGGAAAAAAGACAUAAACAAGAUCCUCUAUUUAAGUGUCUGAGCGUGACCUCUGACCUUUCACUCCUGACUUUUCAAUAACAGCAGAUUUGCAGUGGUGUUGUAAAUCUCUGCAUCCACAUCUGGCUGUGUCACGACAUAAACAUGAACUCAAAGUCGAUUUAAGCAGAAUCUGUAAACAUUUGAGUUUAACAACUUCAUCAGGCCCUCCUUGGCCUCUGAUUGGCUAGAAGUGCUAGGAUCCGUUUGGCUAUUCCUAACGGCUGUAAAACGUCAUUGUCUGUCGGUUUAGGGUUAGGAGAUUCAGAAGUGCGAUAAUGUUCUGUAAUGUUCUGUUCGAUGUACAGAGCCAACAGCCCACGUUUAGCUUGAGCGCUAGAUGAAGUUUCCAGCUUUUCUAGCCAAUCAGAAGCGAAGGAGGCGGGACCUUCUCCAACUAUCCUACAAAAAAAAAAAAUCACUUCUGGGGCGAAGAUCUGCAGCAGCAAAGUGACUCAUCAUCUCUUUCCUUCUCUUCUCAGGUGGUCAGUCGGUGCCUCAGGACCCGUCACCCUCUUCCACCUGCCCCCCAGGACCCUCUGGACCACCAGCUGGAGCCAACGGCAACAGUGACAUCAUGGUGAACUUCGACCCCGACCCGGCGGACCUGGCGCUGUCCAGCGUUCCCGGCCAGGAGGCGUUCGACCCGCGACGGCACCGUUUCUCUGACGAGGAGCUGAAACCUCAGCCGAUGAUCAAGAAAGCUCGCAAGAUGCUGGUGCCCAACGAGCAGAAGGUACUACAUCUCCCACGAAUCUUUGCUGUCCUACACACCGAUUCCUGCCAACCCUUACUGCUGCUGUCAUGAGUGUUUUAGCCUGAAAACACUGUCUUCAAAUCAAAGAUAGCCCAGAAGAAUUAAGAGUUUGAUGGACGACAAAACAGAUUUGCGGCCGUUUGGUUUUCUAGUUGUAGAUUCAGGAAAAACUAUUUCGCAGUUGAAGUUUCUUGGUUAUCUUCAGGUCUGCACAUUAAACUUGAGGACCAUCAUCCCUACUGAGCAUUUUUUGGUCUAAUAGACGUCUAGAUGUAGCCUAGACGACUGGUCUAAAAUCAGGCUACCACGGGUCUAAAAAUGAAGGUUUUUUUAGACGUCUAAAUUUAGACCAAGUUUAGACCAAGUCUUAAUCUGGGCUUUAUCUAUACUACACUGUAUAUUGCUCAACGGUUAUCAUAAUUAUUCUGGUUAAGAACUUGAAGAUCAAUUAUGUAACUCACAGAUGCUUAUUGGAAUAAAUAGUUAUCGAAUAAUGGGUUAAAGUGCGACAGAAUCUAGACGGUUGAAAUUGAAAAAGAAAAAACUAGAUGUCUAAUAGCCGUCUUUUGCUCAGUGGGUUGUUUGGUCUAAAAAUAACCAAUGAAAUCUUAAUAUCAGGUUAUUUUUGUGUAUUUAAAAGCUAAAACUCUGCCUAAGAAACUCUGGAAAACUCAGAAUCAAGUAUUUCGUAAAAAGUCCAACCUGAUAUUUUUGCAUUUACAAGAUAAAACCUCAAACUUUUAGAAAAGUUUGAUUAUUGCAGGUUAAAAAGAAAUAAAAAUAGAAGUUUUAUGGCUUUAGUCUGAAAGAGAAAUUGUUCACGGUGCUGCGACCAAUGGAAAAAAAUAACCAGCCAGAGCUACAGUAGGACAAAAGUCCCACAAAAAUGAAGAGAAAAUCAUUAAAGUAGUAUUUGAGAUGUGUAAUUGAGUGACAUUCAAGAGUGCUGAAUGGUCCUCGACAGUAAAAAAACAGAGACUCAGAGGUUGGUGGGGUCGGGUUUUUUCUUUUCGCCCAAAGCUCAGACUGUUCAGUUCAAACCCUGAACUCAGUGGAAACAAAGGCCACCGCUCUCUGACACUUCCUCCACUGAUGUGGAAAAAUCUGGAGGAGCGUGACGCCCACUCGUAUUGAUGCCUCCUGACGAGAGUCCGAAAAUAUUUUCUACCCGGCUCGUUGCACAGGCUGCGAAACUCUGAUCAAUGGUUCGUGUUUUCAUAGUUCAGCGCCGAGCAGCUGCAGCUCCUGAGGCGCCUGUGAUUUAUGGAGAGAUGAAGGCGCUCACCUUGCUGCGUUCAGGUUUUAUAAUUCAUUUCUGAGCCGUUUGAGGGGAAAAUUAUCUCCGACCAAAGUUGAGGAUGAGGCUGGGAAUGCUCCGCAGCUCAUCAAAAGUGAGAUUUUAGACUCAGCUCUGGUUAGUAUCAUCUCUCCACUGAAGUGCAGGAAAAUCCGACUUUCAUCAAAGAUAUUCUAAAAUCAUAACGUUAGGGAGAGUUAGAUUUUUCCACACAGAGUUAAAAAUAAUCUUAAAGUAAUCCAGGAGCCCUUUAAAGAUGUUUCAGAAAGGUUAACGAUUUCGCUAAAUGUCACCAGAUCCUGUGAAAGGCUCCGAGGAAGCGCGGCGGACUGUUUGGGCCUGCAGCGACUCAGCUGGUAUAAAUCUUUCAGAUUAAGACCUCAACAUGGUUUUUACUUUCAAUUUAGAUCCCUAUCUGUCAGAGUCCAAAAGUUUAACACAACACUCUGUGGUUUCCAGUCUAACCCUCAUGAGCCUCUCAUUGGCCAACAUAUUUAUUUCAAGCCCUGAAGAAAAACCAAGUCGCAGACUUUGUCAGAGCUGACAUGCAUGUCUGCAGUGAGUGCAGCGUUACAGGGUAGGAUGGUACACCUGAACUUUGCCUUCUACUCUUGUUUUCUUUCUUGUUAUUUCCUUCCUCCGCUCGAUUUGAUCCUAUUUAUGCUUUUUACUGUUUUGUAAAUAAUGUGUUUGCUUCUUGUUCAACUGCUUUGGUGGCUGUCUGUAAACACGCUUCUGUCUCUUUUUCUGUGUCUCUGUAUUAAAUUAAUAGAAUGUAGAGAAGUGCGGCACAAUUAGAGUUAAACAGAGGCAGAGUGCUUUCAUUUCCCUAGAGGAACACCUUUUAGUGCAUUAGUACUCUAGUGUUGUGGCCGCCCUCUGCAGGCAGUAAGGGGAAAUACAGCUACAAAUAAGGAAUACAAAUAAAGUAGAGUUUCUGUAUAUGAGCGCAGUGGGAACUAAACUUUUUCUAGUAGCUGAUUUUUUGGCAACACUUUACAAUAACCAUAACUUAUAAAUGGUAAAUAGACCAUUUAUAAAUGUUGAGCAGAUAGUUUGUUAAUGUUUAAUCAUCAUUUAUAAAUAGCAUAUACACCAUUAAUAAAUUGUAAAUUAACAUAAACCUAACUUUAACUUUACAAUAACCAUCUAAGUAAUGUUAAUAAAUGGUUUAUAAACCAAAUAUUAACCAUUUAAAAAGUGCUACAGACACACAUUUUAAUCUAGAUGUUCUACAACCAACAUUUAAACAGACUGUACCACAGAAGAUAACUCACUGGUCACUUUACCUGUUUACCUCUGUCACCUCGUUUUCUUGGUACAUAGGAGUCAAAUUUUUUUUUUUUUAAUUAUUUAAAUUAUUUUAAUUUUAUUUUAAUUUUUACGGUUAUUUGUAGAUAGGAUAUAUAUAGGAGUGGAUAUUUAUCUUAUUUUUUUAUCUCUUUCUAUAUAUUAUUUGAUUUUCUUAUUAUUAUUCUGUUUUUUUUUGGCACAAUCGCAGACGUCACUUUCAUUUCACUGCCGCUGUACCUGAACAUUUAGGCAUGUGACAAAUAAAACUUGAAACUUAAACCCUAUAUAAACCUUUAAUAAAUAGUCCAUUCAUAAUUAAUGAAAAUUAUUAAUCAUAAUUUCAUUGCUUGUUAAUGAUAAAGUAACUAUGAAUUUACAUUAAUAAACUAUCUAUGUGCCAUUUAAAAUUUGUCUAUACGCUGUUUUUAAAUGAUGAUUAAAAAUGAAUAAACAUUUUAUUUAUCAUCUCUAAAUUAUGGUUAUUGUAAAGUGUUACCGAUUUGUUUUUCACUCACUGAUGAAUUUAGUAUCAAACUGUUUGGAUUUGGUUGACCAAUCAAAAUAUAGGAACUGUUCAGUGUUACUGAAACUCUCCUUUUUUAUUGCUACAUCGUCUUGUUGUCAGGUGAUUUUGUCUCUGUGUGCACUCCUGCUUUUGUGUUUUGUAGUCGCGAAUAUUCAGCUGUUGCCACUCUUCUUUCUUCCCUUCUUCCUUUCCUGUCAUCCUCGUUUUCUCAUCACAUAACUGACCCUUCUCAUCCCACGCUCUCCUCUCUUUUGUUUUUGUCUCUCUCCUCCCCCUCGUCCUUCUUCCCCACACACCCCAACAUACCAAACUGCCGCCGACGAUGACAGGACGAGAAGUACUGGAGCCGGCGCGUCAAGAACAACGAGGCGGCGAAGCGCUCGAGGGACGCCCGGCGGCUGAAGGAGAACCAGAUCUCCGUGCGCGCUGCUUUCCUGGAGAGGGAGAACGCCGCGCUUCGCCAGGAGGUUGCCGACAUGAGGAAAGAGCUGGGUCGCUGCAGGAACAUCAUCAACAAGUACGAGACUCGACAUGGAGACUUGUGAGGCGGCGAGGGCGGAUGAAGACGAAGAUGAAGGAGGAAGGGUUUGGGAGGGGAGGAGAAAUAAGAAAAGGGUACAAGGCAACCCAACAACAGCAGCACUUUAGUUGAAGUGGCGAAGAGGGAGGCCGUAGGCGUAGAUCUGCAGUAAGCACUGUGCGACACCGGGCGCAAACACGAAAAGCGUGUUUUUAAGAGCGAGCUGUGCUUCAGGAUUGCACGACAGGAAAGCACAGCGACGCCACCUUUUUCCAGUUUGACUCUCUCAGUAUCUUUGUACAUGCUGCUUUGUUGAACCCACACAACGUACUGUAUCACCUUGUGUCACCUCGGCAGCUUACGUCACCCUCGGUGCUGUGCUUACGGCCGGUGUCGCACGGCGUUUUUUGCAGGUAGUGCGUUCCGGCCGCUGCUCCAGGCCAAUUCAAACAGGGUGUUGAAUUCACAUUAUGCCAGUGAAAUCUCACUUUUCAAGCUCAAGGCACGGAUACAAGCCAGGAGGGGUCGGAUGUGUAAUUUUUUUCUAUAUAUAGGACAAAUAAAACAUGUAUAUUUUUGAACUGGGCAGGAAGGCAAGACUAGUCCAGCAAACAGGUGGAGGUGCAGGAGGAGGUGCAGGAGGAGGUGCAGGGUUUUCGUCCAUAACGCAAAGAGAUUUUGACAUAGGAUUAUUGUAUAUUUUUCUAUUAGCAGAUAGUCAGGAGGAGGAUUUUGGAGAUAAUCUUUUGUAUAUUUUAUAUAUGGGGCGGGGAGGGGCUGUUAGCUGGACAGUCACGGGGCCACAUUUACGCUUUUCCUCCCAGCUGUCUAUUGCUAAACAACAAAUUAUCUAUUUUCGAUUUCACAGAGCUGGUUAGUCGGAAGCGAAGUGUUUCAGAGAAUGUAUCAAGGUUGAAUCAGGUAUUUCACAUGGUGCGAGACAGAAGAGGUAUCUUAGUAACGAUUGUUUUUGGCGUUGGGGCGCGUUAGCGGGACGACGGUGAAACAAAAAUUGUAUAGUUUUUUGAGAAAUUUUGUCUUUCUUUGUUUUUUUUCUUUGUGGGCUUGUUCAAGCACUUGAUUUGUUAUCUUCUCUUUGAUUCCGUGUCUGGUUUUGAAAUAAUCGCAGGGCUUUUAUUUUGAAGGUGAAGGAGGAAAAUAGAGAAGAAAAGAGGGAGUAACUAGCCAUCAGAACAGCUGCAUGUGAGCAGAUGUUUGAAAAUCAUACAAGGUGGAAGAUUUCGCUGGCAGGUUUGCAUUUACUUUGUGUCUUGCUCGCACACGCACACUCAGACACACAAUUUGUUACCGACAACGCGUCGCGGUUGCAGUCUUUCUCUCUCUAUUUACUCCUCUAUUUGUCCAGGAAGAGCAAAAAUGAAAUACUAACUGGUUUAGGGUUGAUUUGCCCGGAUUGAACAGUGACUGAAACCUUCAGCAUGCAGACACACAAGCAACACACUGACACACACACACACACACACACACACGCCGCACCCAGGUUUGAACCCUUAUUGUUGUUGUUGAUGUUGUAAUGGACUUAUAUGGUGCUGAUCUGUUUGAUCCUUCACCUUACACACACACACACAAACUCACAAACAUGCAAUUACACACACACGCAAACAUACACUUUGAAACACUUCCGACAAACACAGUACUGAACUGCCUAUACCCUUCUUUGUCUUUUAAUCUCUCUUUUAUUUUUUUCUUUCUUUUGUCGCAUAUUGUAUCGAUAAAUCGUAUAUAGAUUUACACACAAACACGUGUCUAUACCUCUCCUUCAAACUUAACCCAAUGAAAAAUGAGAAAUGCACCCUACUGCUACUGUACCAUAAAACUGUACUAUUGAAUAUUGAACUAUUCUCUCACUAGAUAUAUAUGUAUAUGAUAUAUGCUUGAAUUAUGUGAUUAUAGUUGUAAUAUACAUAAUUGAAUAUAUUACAGAAAAAAACAUUUGAAUCAUUUUGUCAGUUUUUUCUCAGGUGUUUUUGUCUGAGGUAUUAAAUACACAUUUUAAAAAUACACAAAAAAGUCUUUUAUUUUAUGACAAAAUUCGUGGUUGAUGUUUGAUUCGGGGGGGGAGAAUUGUUUAAUUUUGCUUUUAACAAAACACUUUAGACAGAUUGGGUUAUAUAUUGACUUUGUUUCGCCCCGAUUUACGACUAACGAAAAAGCAGGAAAACUUCUCCUCAGUUCUUGACUGUUCACUAAACCCCGCCCCCCUUGGUUACUGUUGCUAUGCCCUCAAGGAUUUGCAUUCUAGAACUGUUUGAAGCUUGUUGCCAGGACAACAGUCACAGAUUUACUUCUUGGAAUACAGCAGUUUUGUUAACACGACAGAUUUACACAGUGGCUAUGCCGUGUUCGAGUUGGAGCUGAAAAUGACGUCACACCUGAGUUAACAGCGUUUCAGUUACCAAGUCGGAAAAGAACAAAAUCGUAGGCAGAAACAAGAUGGCUACAUCUACGAAAGUUAUUUAGUGAUUGCCUUCUCCAGAUAUAACAAGGACAAGGCAAUUGGUAGCCAUGUAGUCAUCUCGUUUCCGCCUCUGAUUUUGCUUUUUUCCGAAUUGGUAACUGAAACACUGGUAACUUGGGUGUGACGUCAUUUUCAGCUCCGACAUCUGAAUUCUUAACUUGAACGCAGCAUAACUAAAGCCUAGAAAUGUCGUUUUACUGGUCACAGUGAUUGCACUGUUGCUUCUCGAUCACCAACCAAUCACAGUCAAAAAGGGGCGGGACUUCUGAGAUCUACAUCCUAUCAAAAAAUGUUGGAGAUCUUUACGGAGGGCAAACUUAUUUUUGUGUGUUCGAAUUGAAAGUUCAGUACGGCACCAUUUCGACCAAUUGCUGCAACAUUUUCUCUUUAAAAUUACAUCAUUAAUGACUUCUCGCAGGUAUUUUAGCUUUUGCAAGCUAGCUAACAACCGUGUUGUAAUUUACAGAAGAAAAUCAUCACUAAAGUUUAUGUAUUUACUGUACAUGUACUUAAAGCAACUUCACAAUAUUUUAAUAUAGCAUAAAAUGACCUACAAAAGCGAACAAGCCUACUAGAAAAAGGAAGCCAAUUUCUAUAUUGUAAAUAUACCAGUAACCAUGGUGAUGGGUGGGUGUCGGAUGAGAUGAUUGACAGUGAUGAAAAGCAGUUUUUUUGUUUUUGACAGAUUUGACAGUGUAAUGAAGGAGGGGUUUAGUGAACAGUUCAUGUCGAGCUGCUGUUUCUUGAUUAAGAGAAGGCAGCUAAACUUUAUUUUGAAAAGAACCUGAGGAUCUAAACAACAUGAUCGAGUCCAGAGUUGCUUGUAUUACACUGUUAUUGUCGGCACUCUUGGUCAACAGCCUGUGAUUUGAUUUUUUCAUAAAUCCUCCUCCAACUCCCGAGAACAACGCACACUUAAUUUCCCAUGAGCCUGUUUUUCUGUUGAUACCAUUUACAGAGACUUACAGCAAGCUAACCCCAGGUGUAUUAUGGGAGCUGUAGUUCUUUAUUGAGAUAUAUAAAUAUAUCCUUUUUCCUUGUCUUUCCUUUUUUUGGGAAUAUGUUGAAAACCUACACGGACACAAACUUUUGAAUCCAAAUCCCGGGAAGAGAAGUCUCAGAGCUGCUUAAGUUUCCGUCUUCGGAUGGGAGAAGAAAGCCAUGUGUAUUUUUUCUUUUUUGAUAUCUGGGAUUUUUUGGAUUUCCUCACAGACGUUUCAGAAACUUUUUGACAGUGCUAUUUUUCUAUGUAACUGUGUUGUUGAGCGUGUAUAACUUUUUUCCUGGAGGGCCAUCGAGACGCACUCUUCACAUGGUGGCAGUGACAGUUUUUUCGCUGUACCAUAAAACAGCAUUGCGGGUAAUACUGACAAUAGUGAUGAUGAAAACAAUAAUGUACACAGCCUUGUUAUUUCCUUCAAUUUUGUGGAUUCUCAGCUAACUUCUCCAUGUUGUGACUGACUGUUAUGAACUACAAGUCCUAUGAGCGCAACACUACCCCGACUCCUCACCAGUAUUGUGUGCUGUCCACAGGGAUGAUGGCAUAUGUGGUUUGGCUUUUUCCCUCCAAACACCAAUAAAGGCUUAUCCUUACUCACAGACAGCUUUUCUGGUGUCUUGCUGUGUCAUCUGAGAGCGGGGUGGGUUGUAAAAUACCCUGCAAAUAAAGAUUAUGUGUGUAGUAACUUUAACCUGCUGUUCCUUUAAUGGCCACUUGGGGCUGUCUUUUCAUAAAUGCUGCAAAGUGCGGCACUUAUGCGGUUGAGAAUGGGACUGGAAUGCAGUGGUUCUCAACUGGUCUCACUCCUGGACCCACAUUUUCCCAUGGUCCUUAAGUUGCGAUUCACUUUUAUAGAAUUCAAACCAAGCAAAUUUAUUUUUUAUAUAAAAAA